Molecule: messenger RNA, 1293 nt
Organism: Chara braunii
Lineage: Eukaryota; Viridiplantae; Streptophyta; Charophyceae; Charales; Characeae
Source: the annotation of a GenBank genome assembly
AGCGAAGAAGACAAAAGUCAUGGCUGCAUGAAUGGAAAGUGAACUGCGUGCUGUUGCAAGAAACCAAGCUCAAUGAAGACAAAUUGAAAGAAUUUGCGACAUGGUGGGAUGGCCCACAGUCCCUUACUUGUGAAAUUGUACAAUGAGGGGUUAGUAGGAGGUAGGCUGGGGAAAGGGAUGACACACGGGGCGAUCACAGUCUUAUUCAAGAAGGGUGAUAAGUCGAACGUCUCCCUCUUGAAUGUAGCGUACAACAUCCUCGCGAAGUCCUUAGUGUGCAGACUGUCCAAGCACCUCCCAGGGUUGGUGGAGAGGGACCAAGGGGCAUUUGUGCAGGGGAGAUCCAUUCUCAACAAUAUUUUGACCGUCAUUGAAACACUAGAGAUUGUUCAGAUAGAAGCGCUUGAUAUGGCUAUUCUCUUGUUGGACGUCGAGAAAGUUUACGAUAAGGUGGGUUGGACAUUCGUCCUUACCACCCUCAAGAAGAUGGGCUUCAGAACCGCCUUCUGCUCAUGGAUCAAGGCAAUGUAUACAUUCUCUUCCUCUGUAGUCAUGAUCAACGGGCACCUCUCAACUCUAUUUCAGCUCUCUCGCUCACUGAGACAAUGGUGCCCACAUGCUCCACUGGUCUUCGUGUUGCAGCUUGAAGUGCUCCUCAAUUGGAUUAGGCGGAAGCUAGACAUCCGAGGCCUGCAACUGCACAACGGGGAGGAAUGUAGGGUGAAAGCGUUCGGAAGCCUGGAUCAAUUGGAGGAAAUCCACCUAUCUGCUGCCUACCCACUUCACACUCAAUGUGGAAUGGGGGAUGAAACAGGUGGAAAAGGGCGAAGAGGAGAGAUUCCUUGGAGUGCUAAUCAGCCUCCAAUUGGAGGUGUCGAUACAAGGCUCGCUGCUGCAGCAGAGCAUUACGGCAAGGCUCGGGUUGUGGGGAACGGCGCGGCAUUUGUCCUUGAUAGGGAGGGUACUGGUGGCCAAUGUAGCGUUGCUCUCAAUUUUGUGGUUCAUGACCACGGUGAGAGAACUGGCAGUUGGGGUGGUAAAAGCGAUCAGGAGGCUGGUGGCGAGAUUCAUAUGGAAACCACGGGCACAGUCAGCAGAGGGCUUUAUCUCCAAAGUGGCCUUUGACACUUUAACCUUCCCGAGGGCGAAAGGGGGACUGGGGUUGGUGGACCCAGCCCAUAAGAAUUACGCACAACUUCGAGGUCGGAUCACCAAAGUGGCCAAGUUGAGCACCCGAGACCAUUGGAUGACACUGGCAGAAAGGAUUCUAAUGAAUGAAUGGGCCUAAGCAUG